AAGAAAUAAAAUGGAGAGCGCGAGACGAAGCACAUCGCCAUGCGAGCAUCAAGCAAUCUCCAAAGAGAUGAGCCAUGUACACGAGCUCACGAGUCAGCUCCACGCAAUUUUGCUAGCUCUCUCUCCAACCGAUCCGUCCUCCUCCGAUCAGCGCGUCAGCAACCUCUUUGAUGAUGUUUUCGGAGCUUUGAACCUCGCUCUCUCCAUGCUCCCCACUUGUUCCCUCUGUGGUCUUGACGGAGACGAUGGCCAUGGGAGAAGCAAGAAGUUUGAUUCAUGGACAGUUCUGACCACUGUUCCUCAUAAUGAUGGCUACCAAUGGAGAAAGUAUGGGCAGAAGGGAAUUGCCGGUCGCAGAUUUCAAAGGUGCUACUACAGAUGUGCACAUUACAAAGACCAAGGCUGUUCAGCAACAAAAACAGUACAACAAAAGGAUGACGGUGAUCAGAAUCCUCCAAAAUAUGAAGUAACUUAUAACAUGCAACAUAAAUGCAACAGUACUGAAGGGACAAGCUUAGCUUCUAACAAUGUGGGCUCUUCUUCUUCAUCAUCGUCAUCAUGCAAAGAAAUCUUGCAGCCUGAGAAAGAAAGAGAUGACGACCCUCUCGGUGUUUUUACAGAACUCGAGCUAGAAGACCUCUUUUGUACAUAUACUCAGCCAAUGGAUCAGGUGGUACAAAACAUAUUGUCACUUGAGGAUUUCAGUAUGGAUAUUUGGAAUCAUAAUUGUGAUGCACCUCUUGCUCAAAAUGAAGUGCCAAAGUCUCCUUGAAGUUUCAUGACUAGUGGGAGUUGUUGAACUUGGGUUUCCCUGCUACUGUGUCAAAGGUGUAUUACAUCUAAACACUAAAGUUUUAAUGAGGGAUGAGGGUUAUAGUUUUAUGCUCUAAUAUGUCCCCGCAAUUUGAAUAUCAUUUUUAUGGGCUAAACCCUAGUUGAACUCACGAAAUAUGAAAUUUUCAAAAUGUACUUUAAGUUCAUGGCCAGUUGGAAUUGGAUCUAGUUUGUCAUGAUGUCGUGUGAAA
This is a messenger RNA of Asparagus officinalis (garden asparagus), 1025 nucleotides long. RefSeq names its product probable WRKY transcription factor 62. Gene Ontology annotation, molecular function: DNA-binding transcription factor activity; sequence-specific DNA binding. The record is from RefSeq and is a predicted model, not a curated record. Gene Ontology annotation, biological process: regulation of DNA-templated transcription. The coding region runs from base 11 to 772 and encodes 253 amino acids. The transcript is spliced from 3 exons. NCBI's taxonomy places the organism in Eukaryota, Viridiplantae, Streptophyta, Magnoliopsida, Asparagales, Asparagaceae.